AUGCUGCCGCGUUCGUGCUGCCCCUGCCAAAAACGGAGGCACUGGGAGACCUCCGUUUGCCACAUCGGUCCCGCUUCUACUGAGCCAAAGAAGCUGCGUGUAGUGGGCUAUGAGGCCAGCGGCAUCCAGGCCAUGUCGCUGUCGGACGAGACACUUUUCGUGGGUGCCGCUGGUCGCGUGAGAGCAAUGGAUAUCUCCAGUGGUGGUCUUGCUGGGGAGUUUGCCGAGGGCUCACACAUCCCCCACGAGACGAAGGAGCUUUGGUCCGGGUUCGCUCAUGGACAGAGGCUGGUUGUUGCUGGGAGAUCCGACGGCAAACUUGUGGGCUGGAGAUGUGGUCUUACCACUGCAACCUUGGCUUUCGACUGCCGCAGCCAGCAAGGACAGCCAAUCACCGGCCUUGUGGAGUCAGAGGGCUUGCUGGCCAGCAGUACCGCGGACGGGACCAUCCAUUUCUGGAAUGUCGCCGACAUGGUGAACGACACCAUCAACCUUGAGAGACCAGAAACAACCUGCGGCAAGUCGGUGCUUUGCCUCACAUCGGGACGAGGGGCCAUAUAUGCCGGCUGCGAGGAUGGGUCAGUGUUCAGGAUAUCCGGUGGUUCCAACGCAGAGGAGGUGUUCAAGUCCGAUGGGCCAGUGACGGCGUUGGCAUGCGGUCCUGCAAGUGAUUCCUUAAUUCUGGGACAUGUCGAUGGCCGCAUGGUCCAGAUACUGGAAGACGGCAAACUGCUGGAGAUGGCUGCUUUCCAUACUGACCAGGUGCGCUUCCUCCAAAAACUGAGCACAGGUGUGCUGAGCGUUGCCGCAGAUGGUCGGCUUGGUUUCUGGGAGGAAGACGACGAGGGCAGCAUGCAGCCACAGUGGGGUUUCCGGAACCUUCCUGCGAGAACUAUCGCCGCUGCGGAUGAGACGCAGAUCUUUCUGACUUGCUCCAUUAAUUCUCAUACUCCAGGCAAUCGUGUUCUGGACAGCUCUUGGAAGCGAUCGGACACGGAGUUUGACGAGGUGGCUCCCGCCUGCGAGGCCAUUCUGCAAGUCAGCCUCUAG
Symbiodinium sp. CCMP2592 is the source of this 1050-nucleotide messenger RNA. NCBI's taxonomy places the organism in Eukaryota, Dinophyceae, Suessiales, Symbiodiniaceae. The record is from the annotation of a GenBank genome assembly.